CUCAUCCGUCGAAUUCCCACCGCGGCUUCCUUCCUGUUUUCUUCUCCGCGGGAAGAUUUCUUUCGUGGAGGACGAGUACGGUUCAGCUUACUCUGGAUGAAAGUUUGCAUCUUGGGCGCAGACGAGGUGUUUGUGCGGACGACAAGAAGAAACCUCACCUAAAACGCGGUUUCUUCUCAGCCGCUCUCGAGCUGAAGGGAAUUUGGUGUCUUCUAGUGUGUUUUCUGGACUUGGUCUCCCGGAGUUGUAAUCCAUUCGAUCGAGCUCGUCGUUUGAAGUGUUCAAAGAAUAGAGACGGCGACGGCAGGAGAACGCGAAUAGUUUGUCUAAUUAAUUACCUUCUCAGCUCUGCUUUAUUAGAAAAGCGCUCGUCAACUCCAUAGUUUCUUUGUUCAUGGGCUCAGCGGCGAAGCUUCACCUCGGUCCGAUGCUUUGAUUCGAAGAGGACAGGAGCUUGGCGUCGUAGCUCCGACGCUCGAAGCGUUCUGCAGGUUCCAAUUAAAGCAGUAUAAGAAGCAAGCGGAGUCAUGGCUUCCAAUGGUAUUCUCCGAUCCAACCGCUCCACCCGCGGCCCCGGUGAACCACCGCAGGGCAGAACCGAGCUGCCCCCGAUCCCUCGCGGCCCGACAGUCCAAUUCGGCCGCAGGACGGAGUCCGGCCGAUUCAUCAGCUUCUCUCGCGACGACCUCGACAGCGAGCUGGCCGGCAGCGAGUUGGGCAGCGGCCGCUUCGAUAACUACCAUGUCCACAUCCCCAUGACUCCCGACAACCAGCCCAUGGACCCUUCCAUCUCGACCAAGGCGGAGGAGCAGUACGUCAACAGCUCCAUCUUCACCGGCGGCUUCAACAGCGUCACCCGCGCCCACGUCAUGGACAAGGUUAUCGACUCCGAGAGCGGCCAGGGUGGGGGCGGCGGAAACGGCCUCACCUGCGCCAUUGAGGGGUGCGACUGCAUGGUCAUGCGGGACAAGCACGGGAACGUGAUGGUUCCCUGCGAGUGCGACUUCAUGAUCUGCGUCGACUGCUUCACCGACGCCGUCAAGACCGGCGGCGGGGUCUGCCCGGGGUGCAAGGAGCCGUACAAGACGACCGACCUGAGCGAGCUGCUGGGGACAGCCGGUGGGCGGGCCCUAACGCUGCCGCAUCUCCCGUCUGGGGCGCCAAAGAUGGAGCGAGGGCUGUCUGUGGUGAAGCCGCAGAAGCUGCCGCACUCGCAGACCAUGACGCAGACGGGGGAGUUCGAUCACACCCGGUGGCUAUUCGAGACGAAGGGUACGUACGGAUAUGGAAACGCCAUAUGGUCCGAGGAGAAUUACGAUGACGUUGACGGCGGCGACGGCGGAGGAGGAGGGCAUGGACAGCCAAAGGAGUUCAUCAGUAAGCCAUGGAGGCCUCUUACACGCAAAUUGAAGAUCCCUGCUGCCGUCCUCAGCCCUUACAGGCUCCUCAUCGUCAUUCGUAUGGCUGUUCUCGCUCUGUUUCUCACAUGGAGAAUCAAACACAAGAACGAGGACGCCAUAUGGUUGUGGGGGAUGUCGGUCGUCUGCGAGUUAUGGUUCGCCUUCUCUUGGCUUCUGGACCAGCUUCCAAAGCUCUGCCCUGUGAAUCGAGCCACUGACCUCGCCGUCCUCAAGGAGAAGUUCGAAAUGGCGACGCCUUACAAUCCAACGGGGAAAUCUGAUCUCCCAGGCAUCGACGUCUUCGUUUCCACGGCCGACCCAGAGAAAGAACCCGUACUGGUCACCGCAAAUACGAUUCUGUCUAUUCUUGCAGCCGAUUACCCGGUCGAGAAGCUUGCUUGCUAUGUUUCGGAUGAUGGAGGUGCGCUUCUGACAUUUGAAGCCAUGGCGGAGGCUGCCAGCUUCGCUUACAUAUGGGUUCCUUUCUGCCGUAAACAUGGCAUCGAGCCUCGCAAUCCUGAGAGCUACUUCAGCUCCAAGAAGGAUCCUUACAAGAAUAAAGUCCGCUCUGAUUUCGUCAAGGACCGGAGACGGGCGAAGAGAGAAUACGAUGAGUUCAAGGUCCGGAUCAAUGGCUUGCCGGAUUCAAUUCGUCGGCGCUCGGAUGCGUUUCACGCUCGUGAAGAGAUUAAAGCCAUGAAUCUGCAGCGGGAGAAGGCCGGUGAUGAUCCUGUGGAACCUGUGAAGAUCCCUAAGGCUACUUGGAUGGCUGAUGGCACGCACUGGCCAGGAACUUGGAUUAACCCCUCAGCGGAGCACUCUCGAGGCGAUCAUGCUGGAAUCAUACAGGUGAUGUUGAAGCCUCCAAGCGACGAACCCCUGUACGGGAACAACGACGAGAAAUCACCGUUGGACUUCACCGACGUCGACAUCCGCUUGCCCAUGUUGGUCUAUGUGUCCCGCGAGAAGCGCCCUGGUUACGACCACAACAAGAAGGCAGGCGCCAUGAACGCCCUCGUCCGCGCCUCUGCCAUCAUGUCGAACGGCCCCUUCAUCCUCAACCUCGACUGCGACCACUACAUCUACAACUCGCAGGCACUCCGCGAGGGCAUGUGCUUCAUGAUGGACCGCGGCGGCGAUCGAAUCUGCUACGUCCAGUUCCCGCAGCGGUUCGAGGGCAUCGAUCCCUCCGAUCGAUAUGCCAACAACAACACCGUGUUCUUUGAUGUCAACAUGCGCGCACUCGACGGUCUCCAGGGCCCGGUGUACGUCGGCACCGGCUGUCUCUUCCGCCGCAUCGCGCUCUACGGUUUCGAUCCUCCUCGCGCCAAGGAGCACAGCGCCGGUUGCUGCAGCUGCUGCCUACCACGCAAGCGAAAGCCCCGGGCUGCGGCGAACUCCGAAGAGACGCGAGCUCUUCGCAUGGGCGACUACGACGACGACGAAAUGAACAUGUCGACGUUUCCAAAGAAGUUUGGGAAUUCGAGUUUCCUCAUCGACUCGAUCCCAAUUGCAGAGUUCCAAGGCCGGCCUCUUGCUGAUCACCCUUCCGUGAAGAAUGGCCGCCCGCCCGGUGCUCUCACCGUCCCUCGCGACCUGCUCGACGCCUCCACGGUCGCUGAAGCGAUCAGUGUCAUCUCAUGUUGGUACGAGGAGAAGACCGAGUGGGGGCAGCGCGUCGGGUGGAUCUACGGCUCCGUGACAGAGGACGUGGUCACCGGGUACAGGAUGCACAACAGAGGCUGGAAGUCGGUCUACUGCGUCACCAAGCGCGACGCCUUCCGCGGCACGGCGCCCAUCAACCUUACCGACCGGCUCCACCAGGUGCUCCGCUGGGCCACCGGCUCCGUGGAGAUCUUCUUCUCUCGCAACAAUGCCUUGUUAGCCAGCCCGAGGAUGAAGUUUCUGCAGAGGGUUGCGUACCUCAACGUCGGCAUCUAUCCCUUCACCUCCGUCUUCCUCAUAGUGUACUGCUUCCUGCCGGCGCUCUCGCUCUUCUCGGGACAGUUCAUCGUGCAGACCCUGAGCGUGACCUUCCUCACCUACCUGCUCAUCAUCACCUUGACGCUCUGCCUCUUGGCGAUCCUGGAGAUCAGGUGGUCGGGGAUCGAGCUGGAGGAGUGGUGGCGGAAUGAGCAGUUCUGGCUCAUCGGAGGCACCAGCGCUCACCUCGCGGCAGUGAUGCAGGGGCUGCUCAAGGUCAUUGCUGGGAUAGAGAUCUCGUUCACGCUCACCUCGAAGUCAGCCGGAGACGACGACGACGACGAGUUUGCGGAUCUCUACGUCGUGAAAUGGACGUCGCUGAUGAUACCCCCCAUCACCAUCAUCAUGCUGAAUCUGAUUGCCAUUGCGGUGGGGGUGAGCAGGACCAUAUACAGUGUGAUCCCGCAGUGGAGCAAGCUGCUGGGUGGGGUGUUCUUCAGCUUCUGGGUGUUGGCUCAUCUGUACCCGUUUGCCAAGGGGCUGAUGGGGAGAAGGGGGAGGACGCCGACCAUCAUCUACGUCUGGUCUGGGCUGGUCGCCAUCACCAUAUCGUUGCUGGUGGUGGCGAUCAACCCUCCGGCGGGGGCCAACUCUCAGAUUGGCGGUUCCUUCUCGUUCCCUUGACCCCCGGCAAAGCACGGCCAAGUGUUUGGAUGAUGACUCAAUCAUAUGCCUAU
This is a messenger RNA of Musa acuminata subsp. malaccensis (wild Malaysian banana), 4060 nucleotides long. Its product is annotated as cellulose synthase-like protein D2. Gene Ontology annotation, cellular component: trans-Golgi network; plasma membrane. Lineage: Eukaryota; Viridiplantae; Streptophyta; Magnoliopsida; Zingiberales; Musaceae. The record is from RefSeq and is a predicted model, not a curated record. Gene Ontology annotation, molecular function: cellulose synthase (UDP-forming) activity. Gene Ontology annotation, biological process: cellulose biosynthetic process; plant-type primary cell wall biogenesis.